AUGGGUGGCCAACACCAUGCGAGGGAUCUGCAGGAGGCAUUAGAGGCCAGCCGGCCGUAUGAGCUUUUGAGUGAGCCGCUGCGGCACUGCGUGUCGCUGCCGGCGUACAGGCAGCACAGUGUGCACUUUGCUGCGAUGCGGUACCACAGCUAUCAACGCCUCCCCGACUAUUUGCGUGCCGGCAUGACGGAGCAGAGCUACUACAAGAUCCUCGUUACUCACCUGCAGGAGAAGCUUCAGCUGUACCCAUACGUGCAUAUACGCAAAGUUGUUCAAUACACGCGGGAGACACCGCUCAGCUACUACACUACGAUGAUUGCGGAACUGCUCAAGGCAGAGCGCAGCUACGACACACUACCCAACUUCACCGCGGUGGAUGUGCUGAACAGCGUUGGGAUAGGGCGGAAUCAGUACCUUGAGGUGACGAAGGAGGUGCGAAGCAAACUUCGGUGGCACAUCAACAGGCAGUUUGUGCGGACUUACCUGCCGUCUGCGCUGCUCCCGUCGGUUACGCUUCCACCGUUUUGGGGUGUCUUUGCCGUGGACAUACCGGCGGAGGCAGUCAAGAAGGCCGCUCUCAGAAACGACGAGGCCGCAUUGCACCGUCACCUUCUCAAGCUACAAACUGACAAGGACGGCAGUAAUCAUAGCAGCAAUGAGGGGUGCUGCUUCGCAUGUGAGUUUCCCCACGACUCUAUCCACGCGUUGUACCACAAGGGAUUUGUGUGUGCGACAUUCUCGGUGGCGCCGGAGGAUCAAAUUGUUGUGCCGCCACUGGAGCGCUUUGUCAUGAAUCGCACCUCCGACGACCCCACGGAGGUGUUGCUGUACAAGGUUCUUGUCACUGCUGACAAUCGCACCUCGCUGAGUUUUCUUGCGCAACUCCUGAUGCUCGACGAGGCGGACAUCUGCGCGGCGGCUCAAGUGCACAUUCGCCUCGGCCUUGCGCAGCUGAAAACAGUGCACAUUCCAGAGGAAAUAUUAGACUCCAUGGAACGCGUGCAUAAUACAUGGCGAGGUGUUGUGCAAGAGCUCGUUUCAGAGGCCUCCGCGGCGUUAGUUACUACAGGCGUUGCGUCAUCCUCAUCACUGACCGCAGAGGUCUUGGGGGCGGAGGGAAACAGAAGUAGGGGCGCGCGCGCCAACAGCAGGAGUCACCCACCAAGGCGCAUAGCGCUCAUGUACGAUGCCAGUCUUACUGGGUUUCUCAUGACAAAUUUGAGUGCCGACCCAACCUUUACACAACAUGCCGUGACGCUCUUUGAGGUGGGAAAACUAUCAGAAGAGAUGAUUGGGAGUUUUAUCGAGAAACUGGAGAAGGUGGAUCUCCAAAAGGAGCACUACCUUGGCGACGAGGCUGUGAAGUAUAUGCAUACUGUGCAGGGUUUACGCGAAGUACUCAAGACGCUGCGGCGUGUGGUAGGGCAGGAUAAGGAGUCCGGCGUGGAUAUGCUCAAGGUGGAAUCCAUGAAUGAGCUGGAACCCACAACUCGGUAUUCCGUUCUGGGAAGAAAUUACUGGGCAUACUUUGUGACCUCCCCGGUCUCGUAUGCUCCACUCAUUGAUGUCGCACUCAAUGGUGUGUAUGGCAGCACGGUGAGUCUGAUGCCGUCGCCCUGGAUGACGUUGUACCUCUAUAGCAAAAUGGGUACUGGGCCACCCUCAUUGUUGCUGCCUGUGGGGGCGCGUCUCGCGGCAUGGCCGCCGCUGCUGCAGGACACGGAAAAAAGUAUCUCCAGGCUGCGUCUGCAGCCGCUUACGAUGGAUGCAGAAGUUACAUAUGUGGAGGCUGCCACAUCAAUUAUUUUGGUGAAUGAAAUGACGGCCAUGGCACCCAUUUUGGUGCAGCGUGUGGAGGAUGUACCGCUGGAACGUGAGGUGGAGGACAUAUUUUUGGUGGAGUUACCCAUGCAUACCUCUGUGGACGUCAUGGUGCCCUUUACCGCCUCAGAUGCCGAGGCCGUGGCGUUGCUGCGCUCAGCUGUGAUGCAGCGGUCUCAGGCAGCCGCAGUUUACUUUGUUGGUUCCGACGUGAAGGAUGAGGUGGUGACCCUGGCGCGGUUUCUGGACAAGCUUCACCUGGCUGUGGAGGUGAUGCACCUGGAGGACUCCGUUGGCCAUCUGACCUUCCACGUCUCCCUUAGCGAGGUGAGCGGCGAGGGGGUGACGGCGGAACGAGCACCAUCGACGCCAACGAUGACACUGACUGACGCCGUGGCGUCCCCAGUUUCAGCAACAGCGCUGCCACACGUCAAGGCGGCGUUGUGUUACUUGUUGGGCAGCGUACACAUAACCGACAUCGGCCUGGGAAUACCCGUGACGAGCCCGGACUGCUGCGCCGUCAUGGUGCGCCACCUGGAGGCGCUGCUGGGUGAGACGCGUAGCGAGCACCACAACAACGCGAUGCGGGAGCUCGCAGCCGACUUUGGUCUCUUUUUGAGCUCCUACUCGCCGCUGACUUUAGUGGCCCGGGAAAAAAUGGCGCUUCAGUCCACUGCGGUGGCUGGCCCCUCCGCGCAGCUGCAUGUCCGGCGGCUGGGCGCGGACGGCAACGGCGGCGUGCCGUUUCCGAGCGCCAUGAUUUUAUUCGACGGGGAGCGCCUCUCUGUUGUGGAUGAAUGGGACCCUCUUGUGGAGUUGUGGCAGGUGUAA
Messenger RNA from Trypanosoma rangeli, 2652 nucleotides. RefSeq lists its product as uncharacterized. The coding region runs from base 1 to 2652 and encodes 883 amino acids. The transcript has a single exon. The record is from RefSeq and is a predicted model, not a curated record. NCBI's taxonomy places the organism in Eukaryota, Euglenozoa, Kinetoplastea, Trypanosomatida, Trypanosomatidae.